Molecule: messenger RNA, 1791 nt
Organism: Lonchura striata (white-rumped munia)
Lineage: Eukaryota; Metazoa; Chordata; Aves; Passeriformes; Estrildidae
Source: RefSeq, a predicted model, not a curated record
AUGGGCGUGUCCCGUGGGCGUGUCCAGUGGGCGUGGCCAUUAAUGGGCGUGGCCAUCGAUGGGCGUGUCCCGUGGGCGUGUCCGGUGGGCGUGGCCAUUGAUGGGAAGGGGAAGACGACGCUGCUGAAGCACAUCGCCAACCGCGCCCUCAACAUCCCGCCCAACAUCGACGUGCUGCUCUGCGAGCAAGAGGUCCACGCAGACGACACGCCGGCCGUACACGCGGUGCUGCGGGCGGACACGCAGCGCCUGCGGCUGCUGGAGGAGGAGCGGCACCUGCAGCGGCUGCUGGACAGCGGCGACGACAGCGCCGCCCAGAGGCUGGAGAAGGUGUACGAGGAGCUGCGCGCCAUCGGCGCCGCCGCCGCCGAGGCCAAAGCGCGGCGGAUCCUGGCCGGGCUCGGCUUCACCCCCGAGAUGCAGAACCGGCCCACCAGGAAGUUCUCGGGGGGCUGGAGGAUGCGCGUGUCCCUGGCCAGGGCGCUGUUCCUGGAGCCGACGCUGCUGCUGCUGGACGAGCCCACGAACCACCUGGACCUGAACGCCGUCAUCUGGCUCAACAAAUUUACGAAGGUGGGGUUCUUUAACCAGCAGGCGGCCGAGCAGCUGCGCCUGGAGGAGACGGCGGCCGAGUUCCUGCAGCGCAGCUUCAACCUGGCGCACCAGGAGGCGCGGCGCUGCCUCGGCCGCUUCGGCCUCGAGGGCCACGCCCACACGCUGCAGAUGGCCAAGCUCUCGGGCGGCCAGAAGGCGCGCGUGGUGUUUGCCGAGCUGGCGUGCCGCCAGCCCGACGUGCUCAUCCUGGACGAGCCCACCAACAACCUGGACAUCGAGUCCAUCGACGCCUUGGCCGACGCCAUCAACGACUACAAAGGAGCGGUGAUCGUGGUGAGCCACGACGCGCGGCUGAUCACCGAGACCGGCUGCCAGCUGUGGGUGGUGGAGGAGCAGGGCCUGAGCCAGAUCGACGGCGACUUCCACGACUACAAACGCGAGGUGCUGGAGGCCCUGGGCGAGGUGGUGGCGGCGCGGCCGCGCGACUGACCCGCCCAGGGACCCGAGUGACCACAGUGACCGCCGGAGUGACCAGAGUGACCACAGAGACCCACGGAGUGACCACGGUGACCAUCAGUGACCACAGUGAUCAUCAGAGUGGCUGCGGUCACUGCGGUGACCACGGUGGCCACAGCGACCACCAGAGUGACCCCAGUGACCACUGCGGUGGCCACACUGGCUGCAGUGACCAUUGCACUGACCACAUUGGCCAUUGCACUGGCUGCAGUGACCACGGCAGUGACCACAGCGACCAUCAGAGUGACCGCAGUGACCAUCGCAGUGGCUGCACUGACCACAGUGACCACCAAAGUGGUCGCGGUCAUUGUGGUCAUUGCCAGAGUGACCGCGGUGACCUGAGUGACCAGAGUGACCAUCGCAGUGACCAUCGCAGUGGUUGUGGUCACCACAGUGACCAGAGUGACCAUCGCAGUGGUUGUGGUCACCACAGUGACCAGAGUGACCAUCAGAGUGACCAUCGCAGUGACCAUCGCAGUGGUUGUGGUCACCGCAGUGACCAUUGCAGUGACCGUCGCAGUGACCAUUGGAGUGACCAUCGCAGUGGUUGUGGUCACCGCAGUGACCAUUGCAGUGACCGUCGCAGUGACCAUCGCAGUGACCAUUGCAGUGGUUGUGGUCACCACAGUGACCAGAGUGACCAUGGCAGUGACCAUUGGAGUGGCUGCGGUCACUCUGGUGACCACGGGACAAGGGAAGGAAUAAAUGGUGGUGGAGCAA